AUGGCAAAAUCUACAGGUCUAGAUAAGAUCUCAACUAAGCUAAUAAAACAGGCAGGCGAUACAAUAACUGAAUCACUUCUAGAAGUGUUUAACCUAUCUCUUAGGACAGGAAUAUUUCCAGAUGAUUGGAAAUUUGCCAAAGUGACUCGAAUAUAUAAGUCAGAAAACAAAACCUUAUGUGAAAACUAUAGACCGAUAUCAGUCAUUUCGAAUAUCGCCAAAAUAUUUGAGAAAUUAGUCUGUAGACAACUAAAUACCUUCCUGGAUAACAACAACAUAAUUGUAAAAAAUCAAUCAGGUUUCCGUCGCAAUCACUCAACCGAAACCUCGUUACUACAAUCCACUGAAAUGUGGUUGAAAUCAAUGGACCAGGGUCAAAUAAAUGGGGUUAUUUUCCUAGACCUGAAAAAAGCAUUUGAUACGAUUGAUCACCAGAUUCUAUUGUCAAAACUACAAGCUUAUGGGAUACGCGACCACACGCUCAAAUGGUUCCAAUCGUAUUUAGAUCAAAGAAAGCAAAUUUGCAUGCUAAAUAACUGUAAAUCUGAUAUUGAAACAAUUCGUUGUGGAGUACCUCAGGGUUCAAAUGUUGGACCUCUAUUAUUUCUCAUUUACAUAAACGACCUCCCAAACUGCCUAGAAACAACACAUUCUAAUUUAUUUGCUGAUGACACAAUUUUAUCAUGUCAAGGGCAUUUAUCCAUAGAUAUUGAAUACAAACUUAACAAAGACCUAGUAAAUGCUCAAAAAUGGUUAUCAGCGAAUAAACUAACAUUAAACAACGAAAAAACCAAAUAUAUGAUUAUUGGAUCUCGGCAACGAUUGAAAAACUUAGAUCACGUGCCAAAAAUCAGCAUAAACGGACAUCAAAUUGAACGAGUUUAUAAAAAGGAAGCUUUGGGUAUAGUUAUAGACGAUAGACUUAGCUGGAAUAGGCAAAAUGAAGAACAAUGCAACAAGAUAUCAAAAAAUAUUAAUCUUUUAAGAAAAUCCAAAGAUUUUGUUGGCCUAG
Messenger RNA from Paramuricea clavata, 1012 nucleotides. The record is from the annotation of a GenBank genome assembly. NCBI's taxonomy places the organism in Eukaryota, Metazoa, Cnidaria, Anthozoa, Malacalcyonacea, Plexauridae.